GAUUGAAGCAAAACAUAAAUGUUCUCCUGAAUUCACAACAUCUACAGGAUUAUUAAUAGUACAAAAUGAGAUUGUAAGUGAAAUGUAACUUGAAUUCACAACAAAUAAGUAACAACCAGAGAAAUGAAAAACAUGGCUGUCAUAAAACUUUAACAGAAGGAAAAGUUAAGAAAAGGAAAGAAACAAGUUACGCUCGAACGCAACCCUAACGAUAUUUAAUUUUUUGUUACAGAACUGGCCGCUCCAAGAAAUUCAAAUUCGGAAUGACAUAACAAUCCGGCUACAUAUUCGAAAAAUUUAAACAACCAUAAAGUUCGUUUAGUUUCAAGUUUUUUUAAAUUAAAAAAAAUAUUUCUUAGUCGAUUUAGCAGAUUGAAGUUUUUGUAAGUUUUGAGGUUACUAAACAUCAAAAUGCUUCGUUACUGGUUGUGUUUCGCGAGUGCAGUGUGUCUGGCGGGGCAUUGCGGGGCUAAUUACUGUAGGGACGCCAAUCUGUGUUGUCCCGGGAGAGAUAGCUCGUGUGUCGUACAAAAAGCCCACCAGAAUGCCAUAAUUGAAGACUUGACGGACAAGCCGUGCUACUGUGACCAUGCUUGUUUGAAACUCGGGGACUGCUGUCCUGAUUUCCGGGAAACGUGUGGAGUAAUAGACUGCGUGGUCUCCGGCUGGGGUCCGUGGUCUGACUGCGACACCAACUGCGGGUCUGGCAGCAUGGUGCGCAGCCGGCGCGUGGUACAGGCCCCGGCUCACGGGGGCCGGCACUGCCCGUCACUCGUGCAGCGGCGAGCUUGCCAGGAGCAUACGGGGUGUUCAGAAGACAGCGAUGUUCCGUUAAGAGAUGAGACAGCAAUGCUUCUGCCGGGCGUGCUGUCAGUGAGCCGCCAUUCGAACGAAACCGUUGACAUCCGGAAGAACCUCCGCCUGCGCAACCCUGACGACCCCGAGUCCAACUCCCAUAGAGAAUACUGCGCUCAGUUCGAGGUCACCAAAGUCUCCAAGUUCUGCCAUUCGGAUUCCGACUAUAAAUCCCUGAGAGAAGGGAAUACGGUCUGCGUCUUGUGCGAGACAGCGGCUCUCCGUCGUGACCUCAAAUGGCGCUGCAGCGGCCACGGCGUCCCAGGGCACGCGACCCGCUUCUAUGCCCUGGUUGCCCCGCACUGCCAUGGAAAAUGGGUGAAGUCGGCCCAGAACCCGGAUAAACGGAGCGACUGCUGUGCCAACCCUAAUUUCAUAUUUGUUUAAUUAAAAAAAAAUUCAAAAAGUUUACAUUUAAAAAGGAUGUUCAAACGAAACUUAA
Trichoplusia ni (cabbage looper) is the source of this 1297-nucleotide messenger RNA. RefSeq names its product somatomedin-B and thrombospondin type-1 domain-containing protein (gene vex). The record is from RefSeq and is a predicted model, not a curated record. The coding region runs from base 412 to 1242 and encodes 276 amino acids. Lineage: Eukaryota; Metazoa; Arthropoda; Insecta; Lepidoptera; Noctuidae. The transcript is spliced from 5 exons.